This is a messenger RNA of Zasmidium cellare ATCC 36951, 2127 nucleotides long. RefSeq lists its product as uncharacterized. Gene Ontology annotation, cellular component: nucleus. Bases 1 to 2127 code for a protein of 708 amino acids. Gene Ontology annotation, biological process: mRNA processing. NCBI's taxonomy places the organism in Eukaryota, Fungi, Ascomycota, Dothideomycetes, Mycosphaerellales, Mycosphaerellaceae. The transcript is spliced from 2 exons. The record is from RefSeq and is a predicted model, not a curated record. Gene Ontology annotation, molecular function: RNA binding.
AUGUCCUACAAGCGCUCUCGAGCUGCCUUCGAAGCCGAUGCUACGGGUCUGCCCCAACACGCCCAAUUUGCGAUAUAUGGCACGCCUCUACCGCCAUACGAUCCUCAGGCGCGAGAUGACGGCAGCUAUGUCCCAGUCUGGAAGCAGGAGGUGACGGAUGAGCGCGGAAGAAAGCGUCUGCACGGUGCAUUUACGGGCGGCUUCAGUGCAGGUUACUUCAAUACCGUCGGCUCGAAAGAGGGAUGGACGCCGAGCACAUUCGUCUCGUCUCGGUCGAAGCGGGCCAAGGACCAGCAAGAUGGCAAGCCGCGCGAGCAGAAAGCGGAGGAUUUCAUGGACGACGAAGAUCUGGCAGAGCAAGCAGAAGCCCAAAAGCUGGAGACUCAGAAUGCCUUUGCUGGCCUGGGUACUGCUGAGGAUGGCAAUGGCGGCAGAGGCAUGUUCUCUGAUCUAUUCAAGACCACUGGCGAGACAAAAGGCGUGAAGCUGCUACAACGAAUGGGCUGGAGACAAGGGCAAGGCAUUGGUCCAAAGGUUCGACGGCGAGCACAAGGUGACAAGUCUGGCGAGACUCACCUGUUCGCCCUUGAGAACUCGCGCUUGAUCAGCUUCAUACGAAAGACUGAUCGUAAAGGACUCGGCUUUGCUGGAGAAGGCCGACUCAAUGACCCCACCAAGCCAGAUGCAGACGAAGAUGAGGACAGUGGUGACGACGCUAGGAUUCUACGUGCCAAUCGUUCAAAGAUUCAGACGAAGCCGAAACCCUUGAAAAAAUCUGGCUUCGGUGUAGGAGUGCUGAACGAUGACGGGUCAGAUGAGGAAGACCACUUCUCCGUGGGACCGAAAAUCAGCUACAACAAGAUCAUCGGUGCGGACAGGAAGAAAAAGAAAGGUUUACUUUCUUCGAGUAACAACACUUCGGAAGUGGUGAAACCGAUUGCUACCUCCAGAAAGCUGGCGCAGCGGACAUUCAACGUCACCAACUUCCGGAAAUGCCACGAUGGACGGCUGCCCUUGGAUGGCUUCGUGCUUGCUACAGCAUCUUUGACCUUAUCCGAUGACAACAAAUACCCGCCUCCAGCUGUCCCAGCAGAUUGGAAGCCGAAGCAGAGCACCGAAUCUACCCCAACCGAUGCGAAGUAUCAGUCGACAGCAGAUGCUGCGAAGCUUUCCACCAUGGAUGCGAAAUCGCGGGCGGCUCUGAUGGGAGAGCAGCAGCUCCCAGGAAAGUCGAUAUUCGACUUCAUCAAACCAGACGCAAGGGAUCGUCUUGCCUCCGCAACUGGCAAGAGUGAUCUGCCUCGGGCUCUGGGUGAGAGCGCCCCGGCUGGAUUCGAGCAGAGUGCUGCUGAGAAGCAUCGUACGCUGUGGGACUACGUCCCCAAGCUCGACAAGCAGACCGCGGCAGCAGCGUUGCAGCGUGGUUUGACGGGAUGGAUGCCUUACGCUGAAGAUGAGGACAAGCGAGACAGGUACAAGUACUUUCUCGAGCUCAGUUCAGGGCUUCAAUCCAACCUGCCUACACGACCGCAAUCACUUUCUCUCGAAGAAUGGAAGAGAGAGAUGCGAGAGUUCGCCGACGCAGCCGAGAUCUUCAAGCCUGCCUCCGGAUAUAUGGCGAGUCGCUUCACUUCAUCCACGAACGCUGGGCCGAAGCUAGCAUCUGAUGCUCCUGAUUCAGCCCCUAAGCAGCCUACGGCGAAAGAGGAGGACCCAGCCGAGAAGGCGGCCAAGAUGGGGAUGUACGGUCCCAUGACGCGCUCGAGCGAGCCUUUCUAUCCUACAAGACUGCUUUGCAAGCGUUUCAACGUCAAGCCGCCUCCUAAUGUUGCAGCUGGGAGUGCUGCGGAAGCUGAAGGCGAGAUGAUGGAUGAGACUCGUAGGCUUGAUGUCGUCAGCCAAUCGAGCAUCAAUCGGAUGAUGAUGGAAGCCAACUUCAACAAUCCCAAAGCCCCUGGUUUCGUGUCAGGAGGCACAGAAGGUGGAUCCGAGGGACCAACAUCAUCAAGUCUCAGGAGAGAAGAGGCGGCUGAGGUCAACGUGGAGAAGAAUGACGCUUUAGAAGGCAAGCGGGCGGGCGAAGAAGUCUUCAAAGCCAUCUUCGGCAGCGAUGAUGAAGAUGAAUGA